Messenger RNA from Cornus florida, 1831 nucleotides. RefSeq names its product protein IQ-DOMAIN 12. Gene Ontology annotation, molecular function: protein binding. The coding region runs from base 346 to 1563 and encodes 405 amino acids. The transcript is spliced from 6 exons. NCBI's taxonomy places the organism in Eukaryota, Viridiplantae, Streptophyta, Magnoliopsida, Cornales, Cornaceae. The record is from RefSeq and is a predicted model, not a curated record.
GAGAGAGAGAGAGGACCCACGAUGUUUAAAGACUAAUGAAAGAUCAAUUGCUGCUUUACAUGCGCCUUUAUCCUCACUUCAUCUGAGAAAAUGAUACCGUGUUCUUAAGAACAGAAACCAAGGAAAACCUUUAGAUUCAAUAGCUUCAAUGGGUCCGGAACUCUUAUAGGAUGAGCAAUUUCACAACUAGUAUGCUCCGAAACCUUUGGAUUGUUCUUUGUUCAUGAAUCUUUUCAAGUUUUUCACAGCUCUACAAAUUUGGUUAUGGCAUCUUUCCUUCUUUCAAAGUAAGGCGUGUAACGUGUUUGAAAAAAAGCUUGGUUUGUGUGGUCUCAUGAAUUUGCAAUGGGAAAGAAAAGGAGUUGCUUUAGUUUGGUGAAUAGAUUGUGUGUCUCUGAGGCACAACCAAACACCGAAAAGAAAUCAAAUAAGUGGAGAUGGGCUUUUGGAAGGCUUAAGCAGAGCCCUGCAAUUGCAGCAGGACAGAAAACACUGAGCGAAGCAACAGAGGAGCAGAAAAGGCAUGCGUUGGCUGUCGCCAUUGCAACGGCAGCUGCAGCUGAGGCUGCUGUUGCUGCUGCCAAUGCUGCAGCUGAGACUGUUCGCCUAACGUGCUCCCAUCAAUCUUCCAAUGAUUAUGACAUGUGGACGCGAAACUUGGCUGCAACUAAGAUUCAAACUGCUUACAGGGCUCAUCUUGCAAGGAAAGCAAUGAAGGCAUUGAAGGGAUUGGUGAAGCUUCAAGCAAUAGUUCGAGGUCAAAUUGUGAGACGACAAGUAAUCACCAAACUGAAGUAUUUGCCUUCCCUUACAAACGCACCAUCACAAUUCCAUCAAAUGAGAGUUCCAAAUGCGGAUGAAAGAUGCAAAGAUGGUGAAAAGAAACAUUUUCCAAGCUCAAAAAAGUCUUCAGAAGCAAAAGAAAUGAAGCUUGAAUACAACAGUAGAAGUUGGGAUUACAGCUUGUCCUUAAGGGAAGACGCGAAAGCAUUGCGGUCAAGAAAGCAAGAGGCCAUCAUAAAAAAAGACCGCAUGAAGAAAUACUCCGUUUCCCAUUGGGAAAGAAGAAGUGAUCAAAGUCCUGAAAAAUCAAAAUUGAGCAAGGAACACAGCCACCUGCUUGAAGAAUGUGAAAAUGCUGAGACAUAUAAAAGGAGAGAGACAGAGAAGUUGAGGUCAACUAUUCAUUCAAAAUCAACAGCCAGUGAGACUUACGGAACACGGUUUAAACUGAGAAAUGCAUAUAAACAUGAUUCAGUAGAAGAAUCAAAUUCGCCAUCUUCACUCCCGAGGAGAUCAUUUUGCCGCACGAAACAGAAAUCAAUUGGAAAUGAGAGCUCAUUACCAAACUCUCCGGUUUUUCCUACUUACAUGGCUGCCACAGAAUCUGCAAAGGCGAAGGCAAGAUCAAUGAGCACGCCAAAGCAACGUCUAGGAUUUCUAGAUACUUACUCUGGUCACACUUCACCACAAAAGAUCAAACUUUCUCCAUGGUCUUCUUUUAAUGGUGAAGUGACCUGCACUAAUGGAAGGAGUGGCACUUUUAGAUACUCACAAAUAUAAAAGGACUUGAAGUUCAAUGGGGAUGCUUUCAGAAGAUUAUUUCCAAGCUUUCCUUAUAUUGAUUGUUUGUUCACUCAAUGGUCUAACAAGUCACUGAAGAAACUUCAAAUUCAGGUGUAUUUGCAUACUCUGUAUGUUGUGAGAUAUGGCUAUAUGGAGUCUCAAUGGUGUCCCAACACGCUAUGAGAAGAUGCAUUUGAAACAUCUUUUUUAAAGUAUAUUUGUAAAUUAUUCAGAUAUAUAUAUAUAUUUUUUCUCCAUUACUAUA